AGGAGCAAGGGGCAGCAUGAGGCCAGAGUGGUGGCACACACACACUUGCCUGUCAGUGGAGGCAGGUGCUGGGCAAGGUGAGCUCUGGCUAAUCCACUACCCCACCAAACAGGUGUUGGCUCUGUUGAGACAAGUUCAGAGGUCCUGGAGGCCUGAACUGAACCGAAUUAAUGGAGAUUUUUCUUUUUUUUUUUCUUUUCUUCUUCUCUCCUUCUCAGGUGGACGAAAGCUACUCAGCCGGCAGUCCUUCAAAAGGCCUUUUCUCCAAAGGGCUCCAGAACCGACCUUCCAGCCCCGUUUCUGCCCCUGUGAGAUCCAAACACAGUCCUGGCUCACCCAAAACAGUGUUCCCCUUCCCCUACCAGGAGUCUCCCCCACGCUCCCCACGCCGAAUGAGCUUCAGUGGGAUCUUCAGGUCAUCCUCCAAAGAGUCUUCCCCCAAUUCUAACCCAUCUACCUCUCCUGGGGGCAUCAAGUUUUUCUCCAGAUCAAGAAAAACCUCUGGCCUCUCCUCUUCUCCAUCUACCCCAACACAAGUGACCAAGCAGCCCACGUUUCCUCUUGAUUCCUGUAAGCAUGAGCCUGAGAGACUCGAAACACGGAUUCACUGUUCCUCGCCUCCGGACACAGGGCAGAGAUUUUCUCUGCCUCCAUCACAAAGUGCAGCCAAGCCUCCCAUCAUGACACCAGCUCCCUUGAGGGCAUCUGCGGCGGCAGCGGCUCCGGCUCCCUUGCAGCUCCCGGCCGCCUCCGAAGGGAUGCUGGAGAAACUAGAGCUCGAAGAUGAAGCACUUGAAGAAUCGGAAAGUGACAUUUAUGUGCGAUUCAUGAGGUCACACAAGUGUUAUGACAUUGUUCCAACAAGCUCUAAGCUUGUUGUUUUCGACACUACGCUACAAGUAAAGAAAGCUUUUUUUGCCUUGGUGGCAAAUGGUGUGAGAGCAGCUCCACUGUGGGAGAGUAAAAAACAGAGUUUUGUAGGAAUGUUAACAAUUACAGAUUUCAUUAACAUACUGCAUAGAUACUAUAAGUCUCCAAUGGUUCAGAUUUAUGAAUUGGAGGAGCACAAGAUAGAAACCUGGAGGGAGCUUUAUUUACAAGAGACUUUUAAACCUUUAGUGAACAUCUCCCCAGAUGCAAGCCUUUUUGAUGCUGUAUAUUCGUUGAUCAAAAACAAAAUCCACAGAUUGCCAGUUAUAGACCCAGUCAGUGGAAAUGCACUUUAUAUACUUACCCAUAAAAGAAUCCUCAAGUUCCUCCAGCUUUUUAUGUCAGAGAUGCCAAAGCCUGCCUUUAUGAAGAAGAAUCUGGAUGAACUUGGAAUAGGAACUUAUCACAACAUUGCCUUCAUACAUCCAGACACUCCUAUCAUUAAAGCCUUGAAUAUAUUUGUAGAGCGAAGGAUAUCGGCGUUACCUGUUGUGGAUGAGUCAGGAAAAGUUGUAGAUAUUUAUUCCAAAUUUGAUGUAAUAAAUCUUGCUGCUGAAAAAACGUAUAAUAACUUAGAUAUCACAGUGACACAAGCCCUACAGCACCGCUCUCAGUAUUUUGAAGGUGUUGUAAAGUGUAGUAUGCUGGAGACACUGGAGACCAUUGUGGAUAGAAUAGUGAAGGCUGAGGUUCAUCGUUUGGUGGUAGUGAAUGAAGCUGAUAGCAUUGUGGGUAUCAUCUCCCUUUCUGACAUCCUACAAGCUCUGGUACUCACACCUGCAGGUGCCAAACAAAAGGAGAACGAGAGUGAAUGACUGCUGUGAAUGUACAUGUUUGUAGGAGAACUUGAACAGAGUUUCUGGGUCGUCUGUCUCAAGAGCAGUGACUGCAAUGGAACAGAGCAGAAUGGUUGAGAAUGUGUUUUGGGACUUAGUGAUGGAUGAUGAGUCUCUUCCCCCCAGUGAUGUCGCAAAAAAAGCAGCAUGACAAAAGCUUAUGUUAAAAUGUAGGCUCGUAUUUCAAAACGUCUUCAAAACAUUUGCUGGAAGACUUCACAUGAUGUCCUUCAUUAAAAUGCACUGUAUUCUGAAACUUUUUCAUUUUGUAUUUGACAGAAGUCACUGGUCAGCAAUGGAUAUAUGUGACAUAAGGCAAGUGUAUGGCAUAUUCAUAUCAUAGUGCCUUAUGUCAAAAUACAGCAAUAUGUCAUCACUGUUGCCCAUCACUGUCAAAGGAAGUGUUGUGCUAAACGAGACACUGUAUUUGAAUGUGAAAGUCUUUAAACCUAAAACCAAAUCAGUUUCAGUUCUCAUUAGAUUUGUCAUAAAAGCUGUAAUAUGGGUAUCAGUAGACUUCUUUAAAACUUCAAUGACAGUUUUGUGUUCAAUGUUGCAUUCUGAACUGAAAUGUAAAACAAGACUGAUUUAAAAACAGCUUUAUUUAUUUUUACUUUCAUGACAAUUUUUUACACAUCUUUGGUGGAUAGCUAAAAUUUCACCAUAUCCAUUAAUAAACUGUUGAUUGUUAUACAAACAAGUGGGAGAUUUUUCUCAUUAUUUAAAACUUUGGAGUUGCAGAAGCUGUACCCUGUCCACCAGUCUGUUAUUUGAGCUGAAGAUUUCAGAAGCACGGAUUGAAAGUGCUCUGUCCUGUCAUACACAGGCACCACGGAGGAAAUGAGGUGCCA
Messenger RNA from Cinclus cinclus, 2617 nucleotides. RefSeq names its product protein kinase AMP-activated non-catalytic subunit gamma 2 (gene PRKAG2). The record is from RefSeq and is a predicted model, not a curated record. The transcript is spliced from 15 exons. The coding region runs from base 171 to 1745 and encodes 524 amino acids. Lineage: Eukaryota; Metazoa; Chordata; Aves; Passeriformes; Cinclidae.